Molecule: messenger RNA, 4698 nt
Organism: Protopterus annectens (West African lungfish)
Lineage: Eukaryota; Metazoa; Chordata; Ceratodontiformes; Protopteridae
Gene: CHRM3
Product: cholinergic receptor muscarinic 3
Exons: 14
Coding region: 1830-3614 (594 amino acids)
Biological process (GO): positive regulation of smooth muscle contraction; adenylate cyclase-inhibiting G protein-coupled acetylcholine receptor signaling pathway; saliva secretion
Cellular component (GO): plasma membrane; synapse; dendrite
Molecular function (GO): G protein-coupled serotonin receptor activity; G protein-coupled acetylcholine receptor activity
Source: RefSeq, a predicted model, not a curated record
ACGUCAGCUAACGAACAGCCUAUAGUGACCCUCUUUGGAGAUCUGCAAUUCUGAAGCGCCUCAGGACAUUCCAUGACUACUCAAAUAAGAGAGGAUCCUAGCCGGGAGGGAGUCGGCUGCUGCCAUGUGAGAAAACCAGAUGCAGGAAAAGUGCUGGAAUUCUAGGAAAACGCCGGAACCUAGUAAACAAGCAAAUGUGACAUAAACAUUUGAUAAUAACAAGACACUGUGUAGUUUAUAAGGGUUUGUUGGCGCUCAGUGGAUUUGCAUAAACUAAAGUCUUUCUUGGAUUGUUGUCAAGUACCUGGAGGAGAUUUGAUAGACGUUGCAAGGGACUGUGGAGCUGUAAGUUGUUUUAGCAGCUGCGUGCUGUCUGUUGGUGAGGGUCUCCUACUCUGGACGGGUGCCGUCUUGACUCAAGUAUUUUCCAGUGCUAACUUAAGGGAAUAUGUGGGAAAUGUAAAACUGUCUGCUAUGCUGAUUUCAUUGUUGCUAAGGCUGAGCUUCCAAAAGGGAUUCAUUGAAAUACAGUCAUGGAAACACUCCACGAAGGUGCAGCAGAUUGACAGAUGAAAAUGAUGAAAUGGAUAAUUGACUUUCAUCAAAUCUCUCUGCUUUUUCCCAUAAACAUCCUGUCAGGAGUAUAGUUAAGAAGGAAGUCUACACUACAAUCAAAAAAUGGUGAUUGUGCAAGUCUGCUGAGCAGAACUGAAAAGAGAAAACAUGGUGUGAAAAAUGUACAAAUGAAGUAGACCUAUCUGCUGACAGGCUGUAUUUUCAUGGAUUUCUCCAAAGGACUAAGCUAGAUGAGACAAGAAAUAUGCCAGAGACAUCCUGAAGCAAAGCAGAAGUUCUGGCAAGAAGUGUCACUCGUUACUUCAGAUAUGUGAAGAAAAUGAUCUUACUGACUGACUACAUACAAAGUAAACUUGAGGACAGAAACGGAAGGAACCACCAGCCUCAUAUCAAAACAAGUUAUUGAAGAAAAUGUGGAAUCUAAAUUCAGAGACUUAGUCUGGAAUAUUUCCAGCUGCAUUGCCGACAGUGUAUGCAUUGCCAAUGCCAACAGGUUUAUAAUUCUUCAAGCAAAUCACUUAACCAGAGUGUGCCCCCAGAACGCUUCUCAAAAAAGACACUUUGCUCAGGAGGCGUACCAGCUGUCAAAACUGAGCCAGAGUUGAGGAGGUAGUUGGAAGGCACAGCAACAGUAUGUUAGACAACGUGCUCGAGUGGCUAAUAUUUGGCUGUUAGCAACUGUAUACUACACAGAAAUUACUGAAACAAUGGAUUACAUGAAGAGCCAGCCACAUUUUCCUGCUACCUAAUACCAGCAGAAUUUAUUGGUAACCACGUGGAAAUUGAAAGAAAACACACAUCACAGUCAAUAGCAUCAAAUGAAAGAGUUCCUGUAUGAACUGAUAUCCUAAUCUGACAUGUCCUUCUGCUUUUGAAUUGCAGCAGGGUUUUAAACAAGCAGUAGUAAGUAGCGUUUCCAAAAAGAAAACAACAGAGGAAAUGUGCAUCAAUAUGGAGUGAAGAUAUUGCAGGAUUACUGAGUUCUACGUUUUAAUGAGUCAUCUUUUGUACAUUCCAAGAUCUCACACAAUUAAGAUUAAUAUGUCUGCACUUUUCUGUACCUGUUGCUGUAAUGCAUUUAUCCUGGACAUAAUUUCUCCAAAUGUGUGGCAAAUUAGCAUCACCCUUAAAACGGACUUCAAGAACAAGAGUGUUUACCAAAUAAUCGUUAAUAUAUAUUAACAUAUAUGUUUGUGUCAAAUACCAGUAAUCUGGAACCAUCUUUACCCUGAAAACUAUGUGAACAAGUCACAAUGAUACUUCAUUAUAACAGUUCAGCUUUUCCAUUGUAUCCAAAUACUAGCACUUUCAGGAACUGGGAUUCCAGUCUUCCAAUUGAAACAACAUCUGAACUAAGUGAUUAUAAAUUUCAGACUGCAGGGAAUUUAUCUUUGACAAUGACAGACCCCACGAUAUCUGCUGAAAGCAAUGUUACAAACAAUGAUCCACUUGGUGGCCAUACCGUCUGGCAGGUUGUCCUGAUAUCUGUAUUUACUGGCUUAUUAUCUGUUAUUACUAUCAUUGGAAAUAUUCUUGUCAUUGUUGCAUUUAAAGUCAAUAAACAAUUAAAGACGGUCAACAAUUAUUUUCUGUUAAGCCUUGCUUGCGCAGAUUUGAUCAUCGGAGUAAUUUCAAUGAACCUGUUUACUACAUAUAUACUUAUGGACAGAUGGCCUUUAGGAAACCUAGCAUGUGACUUCUGGCUUGCCGUAGACUAUGUAGCAAGCAAUGCCUCUGUUAUGAAUCUUCUUGUUAUCAGUUUUGACAGAUACUUUUCAGUUACGAGGCCUCUGACCUACCGAGCAAAGAGGACAACAAAGAGAGCAGGAAUAAUGAUAGGAAUUGCGUGGGUGAUAUCUUUUAUAUUGUGGGCUCCUGCUAUCUUGUUUUGGCAGUACUUUGAAGGGAAUAGAACUGUGCCCCCAGGAAAAUGCUACAUACAGUUUUUAACAGAACCUAUAAUCACCUUUGGUACUGCCAUUGCUGCCUUUUAUUUGCCAGUCACCAUCAUGACCAUCUUAUACUGGAGGAUCUACAAAGAAACUGAGAAACGUACCAAAGAACUUGCAGGGCUGCAAGCAUCUAGCAAUAACCCUGAGAAAGCUAAGUUCAUCCAUCAGACAGGCAGUGCAAAGAGCUGUAGUAGCUAUGAAUUGCAGCAGUCUGGGAAGCACCCUGGGAAAAGAAAAUCAGGACGAUGUCACUUGUGGCCAUCAACAAAAACUUGGAAGCCACCUGUAGAAACUGAACAGGACCAUAGCAGCAGUGACAGCUGGAACAACAAUGAUGGUGCACCCUCACCAGAGAAUUCAGGAUCAUCUGAUGAGGAAGAAAUGGCUCCCAAAAGCAAGGCUAUUUAUUCCAUCGUGUUAAAGCUUCCUGGUCACAAAGCCACUCUCAACUCUUCCAAAUUAAACUCAGCUGAAGAUCUUGAUAUGUCUGCUGAUGAACUUCGAAGAACAAGCCGUAAGUCAUCAAAACGGAGCUCAAAAAAACAACUCUGCAUGCCAAACGGUGAUGAUGAUAACAAUUUCCAGCAGUUCCCAAAGCUUCCCAUUCAGACAAAAACUAACGAAAAUAAAAUCCCAGAUGCUGUUCCUGCCCUGGCAAGAGCAUCAGCAUCCAUUCCUCUGUCUUUUAAAGAAGUUGCCCUGGCUAAACGAUUUGCUUCUAAGACUAGAAGUCAAAUAACUAAACGGAAACGAAUGUCACUUGUGAAGGAGAAGAAAGCUGCACAGACUCUCAGUGCCAUUUUAUUAGCUUUCAUUAUUACUUGGACACCAUACAACAUAAUGGUGCUAGUGAACACAUUUUGUAAAAGCUGUAUUCCUGAAAAAUUUUGGAAUCUAGGGUAUUGGCUUUGCUAUAUUAAUAGCACAGUGAAUCCUAUUUGUUAUGCACUGUGCAAUAAAACUUUCAGAACCACUUUUAAACUGCUACUCCUGUGUAAGUGGGACAAAAGGAAAAGACGCAAACAGCAGUAUCAGCAAAGACAAGCUGUUAUCUUUCGCAAGAGGAUACCACGUGAAGCGUCCUAAAAACAGUAGCUGGUGUACAUUUACAUGUUAAUUGGGACUGAAAUGUAUUCUUUUGCUAUGAAAUGAAUGCAGUUAUUAGGAAUAUGCAUUACUUAGUUCACGUGUUACUGCAGAUCAUGAAGAAACAGAACGUAAUAUAUGAAAUUAGUUUCCUGUAAUAAACAGGGGGUACAGAGAGAGAGAGAAAUAUAUUAUGAUGAGAUAUGUUUUGGAAAACACUGUGGCUCUGGACUCCCAUGCCCUACAAAGUGCAAUAGCUGAAUUCCAACUGGGUACUGCGAAACUCAUCAAAUCCUCUCUCUCUCUGUGCCUCUCUUGUUCAAUUCAGAUAUGUUCUGGCUUUAGACUAAAUUGGUUCUAGGUUUAUGUAAAUACUCAAAGGUUUUUAUUCUACUUUUUACUGAGAUAUCUGACUGACUUCCUUCCCUCAAAUUACAUAAGUAUAUCUGCUUUUUCUGUUUUCACCAAGAUAUGUUGUUAUAAUACAUGAACCAGAGUCUUCUAAGUUGGUGCAGUAAUCAUUUUCUUUUGCUCAUAUGCAGUGUAUUAAUUGUCUACAUUUCAAAGAUGAAAAGAAAAUAUGACACAAAACUAAUAUUUUCCUCACAUCUUAAGCAGGUGUUUGCUAAUAAGAGUGCAUACUGAGUUCCUGCAACCCGCUUUCAGAAGACUAGUAAUGCAAGUUUGUGCAAAAUGACAUCAAAUAAUUGGCAUUAAGAUACCAUAUAUUUCAAACUUUAAUAAGAUGUGCUAGAAAUCUUUACAAGUACCACGAACCUACAAUAUGCAGGUAAUAGUUACUUACUCUGCUAUUUUUUAAAUAAUGCAUUGCAUACACUAAAGGUCUUCCAGAGUUCGUUAUAACUUGAAUGUUUAUCUAUUGAAUUGAACCACAUUUUCAUUUUCAGACAUAAAUGUCGCUUAGCUUUUCUUUUAAGCGAGGGCAUAAAAAUGAUCAUGAAAUGAAUUUCUAAGCAGAGCUCUCCCGGUGAAGUUUUUACAUUCAUAGCAUUGGGCACAUACCAUCUUUAUUGGUACAUUAAUAAUAUCAAAAGCAAUGUUUAUUAAAGUGGAUUCUUCCAAA